Molecule: messenger RNA, 5810 nt
Organism: Schistocerca gregaria
Lineage: Eukaryota; Metazoa; Arthropoda; Insecta; Orthoptera; Acrididae
Gene: Wnt6
Product: protein Wnt-6
Exons: 5
Coding region: 155-1324 (389 amino acids)
Biological process (GO): multicellular organism development; canonical Wnt signaling pathway; neuron differentiation
Cellular component (GO): extracellular region
Molecular function (GO): cytokine activity; frizzled binding
Source: RefSeq, a predicted model, not a curated record
GUCCAGGUGAGAGCGCGGUGUCUGGAGGAGCGAAGCGAGCGCGCGCGCCCAUCCCCCGGCCGGCCGAGGCGCGGGCAGCAGCGAGAGCAGCCACAGCCAGCAGCUGACGGCAGGCCAUGGCGCUCUGACCGCCGGCAGCCACCCACACGCGGACAUGCGGCCCCUCCUGGUCGCCGUCUGCCUGCUGCUCGUCUCGCCCAUCACCGGACACUGGUGGGCCGCGGGCAGUCACGUGGUGCUGGACCCGACCAUGAUCUGCAAGAAGACGCGGCGGCUGCGCGGCCGGCUGGCCGAGAUCUGCCGCAAGGAGCCGGCGCUGCUCAAGGAGAUCUCCAAGGGGGUGGCGCUCGGCACGCGCGAGUGCCAAUUCCAGUUCCGCAACCGCCGCUGGAACUGCACCGCCGUGCGCCGCAGCCUGCGCAAGGUGCUCAUGAGAGACACGCGCGAGACGGGCUUCGUGAACGCCAUCACGGCGGCGGGCGUGACGUUCGCCGUGACGCGGGCCUGCUCCAUGGGCGAGCUCAUCGAGUGCAGCUGUGACAAGGCCAUCAAAGGUAGCGGCCGCAUGGGACCGCUGCCACCCGAGCACCCGGCGUCGGUGCUGCCGCCAGGGGCGGCGGGGGCGUCUGCGGGGGCGGCUUCGGUGGCGGCGGCGCUGCCCCCGGGAGCCGGGGCGCACCAGCAGCUGCAGCAGCCGCAGCAGCCGGGACAGGCCGCCGAGGGCGAGUGGCAGUGGGGCGGCUGCGGCGACAAUGUCAACUUCGGCUACCGCCGAUCCAAGGACUUCAUGGACGCGCCCUACCGCCGGCGCUCCGACAUCAAGACUCUCGUCAAGCUGCACAAUAACGACGCCGGCCGCCUGGCGAUCAAGAACUUCAUGCGCACCGAGUGCAAGUGCCACGGGCUGUCCGGGUCGUGUACGCUGCGCACGUGCUGGCGCAAGAUGCCGCCGUUCCGCGACGUGGGCAACCGGCUGAAGGAGCGCUUCGACGGCGCCGCCAAGGUGAUCCCCAGCAACGACGGCCGCUCCUUCAUGCCCGAAGGCCCCACCAUCAAGCAGCCCGAGCGCACCGACCUCGUCUACUCGGAGGACUCGCCCGACUUCUGCCUGCCCAACCGGCGCACCGGCUCACUGGGUACGCAGGGCCGCGAGUGCAAUGCCACCUCCCCCGGUGUCGACGGAUGCGAGUUGCUGUGCUGCAGCCGCGGCUACGACACGCGCGUCGUGCGUGAGAAGGUCAACUGCAAGUGCCGAUUCCGCUGGUGCUGCGAAGUCACCUGCAAGACGUGCGUCGAGCGCCGCUCCAUCAACACUUGCCGCUAGCCUGCGGGCUGCCGCCAUUUGUGCCACUGUGGUUCCACCUUCGCGAUCCAGAAACUGAUUGGUCGGCCACUUUCCAGGCAACAGAAAUCCUCAUUGCACGGAGCUGGCAGAAUAAAGCUGUCCCGGAGAAUAUUUGAUGUACCUGAAGAUAGACAACACAGUUUACGUCAUUCGCCCGAAUGGUGUAAGUUGGGGUGCCUACUUUAAGGCGCAUGAAAUAUUUUCCGGGCCAGAUCUAUUCUGCCUACCCUGUGGUCGCUUCUCGCACUCCAGUUUCUUUUGACAUCCUAAUGUAUACCUGAGAGCUUUAUACUUUUUUCAGAGUUCUGCUCUCUCGCGAAUGUCUCGCAGCAAUGUUUAAGUGAGGGACGAUUAUAUUGACGAUACUUAAUAUCUGAUAGUUCGCGCCAGUCGCACCUGUGCAGAGAGAGAAAGUGAUAGGGAAACGUGCAUGAGAUGGGAUUGGUGUUUGCAUGGCGGUAGUGAGGGCGCUAUCUCCCUCUAUAUUGCCAAAACUGUGAAAUGUUGCUUUGGACAACAGCCGCUGGAACAGCAUCCUCACUGAAGAAUGUCCUGACCGCAGCCUGGAGGCGAAUUUUUAUCGGCCUCAAGCUGCACUGACGGCCAGGCGUCCGGAGGUAGAUGAAAUCUCAUUAGCUGCUGGGGUCAGUAGAGGAUGAGAGGGUCGGGGAGGGGGGGGGGGGGGGGGUAGGUAAUACGCAGAAUCGUUCGAAACUGGGCGCUUCCUGCAGUAACUACGAGAAAAUGUCAAGAAAUAUCUGAGACUAGCUCGCUGAAACAUUUACACCAUUAGUAUAGUGUGGGGAAAAAAAAAACUGGCCCAGAAGAUAUUUCACACAUCUUAAGAUAGCCAACCCAACUUAAAUCAUUCUCUCCUGGGGUGUGUAAUGUAACUAGUGUCGUCUAUCUUUAGGCGCAUUAAAUAUCUUUUGGGCCAAUUUUGUUUUGGGCUAGCUUUAUUUUGCGCAACCUGUAGAUUCUAAGUUUGGUGCUGUCAGCGAAAUGCUUCAGUUCUGCUUCCACGCGCCGCAAGAAUUAGGCACAUACUAAAUAUGAAAUUCGUCGUCAGUUUCUCCGUUUCCUUUCUCCUAUAAGCGACUGGUAAGGAGGCAAAUGACUGUGUAUGCUUCUCUAUGCCUGCUUUUCUGCACUUGCUACUACGUGCUUGACCUACAGAAAUGCUAACAGUGAACAGUAAUGAAAUUUAUAUUAUAAUACUAGUUCUCUGAGUUUUCCGUUUAAUAUUUGACGGAAAGAACAUUUACUCCAACGAUUAUACUGCAAGCACUUUGAGCACCUUCGUAAUACUUUUGUUGGGUUCCACCACUUCCUAAAGCUUAAUUUAAUGGGAAUAUCUUACGUCUGAAGAUAGGUCGCAAGAGAAUCUUAUACGUCCUACUCUUCGCAAGAGCUCUAUUCCUCUCUAAAAUGCUCCUACUCGACCUCCCUAAGCUUUUAGCUUGAUACCACUUUGUAAAUUGACCAGUACAUACGUAAUCGACCCGAGAGGGUCUAGAAGUGUUCAAAAACAUUUAACUGAAUUUUGCCAGGUUAUUUGUUCUGUAUUUUACACACAGCCCGAAUCUGCAGUCGUAGUACACAGUUACAGAAGAUACGAGAGAAUCGGGAUGAGUAAGCAGGCAGUUUGUCCUGGACAAGAUUUGCUUGUUUUAUUUUGAUCAAUUAUACAGCAUAACUUCAGCAAAAAUGAUUUACACUACAGUUGAUAUCUUUCUUUUUUUUCUAACAAACAUCGAUUAGUAUGACUCCGCCAGGAAAUAAGACAAUUGAGUGAAAGCUGCUUCACACAAUUCGAUAAACAUUAUUAAGAACUUAUAACAUCAUUUAAAGCCAUCCAUGGCUACAUUUGUUUCUAAAUAUUAAUGCGGCAACAGACAAUAUUAAAAUAUACGAUUAAAAUUCAGCAGUCACAAAUUUUUUCCAAUAGGUAGAACGUCAAAUUUUCACCAAUACGAAGUUUUAGGCAUUCCUAGCUCCCACAAUUGCUCAAAAUAGCACAAGAUCGUGUUGAGAAUAGCAGAUGUGACGGAAAUUCAAUCCAUGGAAUCAGUUGUCAACCAUGAUGUAUUAGCUUCAUUUUUUAGAUUUUUCGUUAGGAUAUUAGUCUGUUUCGCGCUUUUAGAUACUUCUAGCAUCAACUCGCUAGCAUCUUUUGUAUAUGUUGUAUGUUUCAGAUAUCAGUCUAAAAGACUUAAAUUUGCAUCGUGGCUACCGUAUUUGCGUUACCACUGAAUGUAGCACGUUUCACACCAUGACGAGCUACAAAAACGCUGAAAUGAAGUUAGUUUUUUUUUCAAGUAGCUUAAACACUACAUCAGUACUUACGGAGAGAACCUGUUAUCAUUUUUCUCUGAUAGCAUUGCAGCACUGAUUGUUAAGAAUCAAAGAAGAAAUAAAAUUAGUAAGAUAUUAUAACCACUGUAUUUCGCAAAUGAAUAGCAAGUGAAGCUAGGGACGACUUGUAGACUAAAACAGACGGCGCUAAUUUUCUUUAAAUACCCACAAUAGGAUGCUGACGUCUAAUAUCUCUUAGAACCAACCGAAUCACAAUUUCAUUGAGUGAUAUUCUGAAAGUCGAAAGUGUGUUCCUAGCUACGUGAACGAGUCAUAAAUGAGUCUCGUUAUUUGGCGCGUCCCAAUUGAAUUUACUCUGAAGUGACCAGGAUUUUCGUCUCCACUCAGAUUCGAGUGACCAUUAGUAGCUGCUCUAAGUUAAUAGUGCUAGCAGACAAAUAAAAGUCAUAAACUUUGGAAGACUGACUUUCAAUAAAUAUAUCUAUUCUUGGCGCUUAUACUGAAAAGUAGUUAUUAAAUUCGAACAGUAAUGUUUUACGGCUUUUCAGUGGCUUCAUGAAGACUGAAGUACUGUAAAUCAGAACCAAACGAAACUUUUGUGUGGCUUUUAAUCAUGGACAUGACAUAAAUGGCAAUAAUGAAUACUAGCUCCAAAGCGAAUAUAUAUUGGUGCUACAAUGGCCGCCAGUUUUCGUAUAAACUAUAAUAUUUCUAACCUGAUGUUCAUGCAACUCAGGCGGAACUUGCUGUAUUUAAAACUAGGACGGCAUGUUUGAAUAGCGAAGCAUGCUGUUCUCUGUGAUGAAGAGUGUAUGAUGUGCUACUCUCUUAAGUGAUCAAGGACGGUACUUCUUACCCACAUAUAAAUACAUGACUAGAAAAGAAUAUUUUAGAAAAAAAUUAUAGUGUGUAAAUUAUGUGAUAUAAAUAUUUAUUUCGUCGAAAGCUUGUAUAAAAUAAUUUUAUAAGGUUAUGAUACGAUUUAGUUUCGUGUACCGAAAAUAUUUUCUGAAGCAAUUACGUACACAUGUGGAAACACUUUAUUGACAGCAAAGAUAUAUUUUUAGGAGUGUUUAUACGAAGAGGAAAAACUGAUAUACAUGUAUAGCAUAUGUACACAUGUGUUAACAAAUACUUCUGGAGGACGAUGUAUUUCCUUCCGUCCUUUACAAUGACUAAUGCAGACUGAUGUUUGAUUGUCACGGUAUACAACAACACUUCUCAAUCAUGCGUUACCUUACAUGUUUCAAAUUCUUGCAAUUUCUUCGUAUCGUUUUACUCCAGAUGAAAAGAUAUGCUCGUACUAUGAUUGCUGAUGAAGUGUACAGUAUUUAAUACUGUUGGCAGAAGUUAUUUUACUUAAAAACAUUCUUAUCCUACUAUGCCAUUUAUUCUAUAUUUUUUGCGUGAAAUAACAUGAGGCGGGUGGGACAUGUAUAAAAAAAGGCUUAUGUGAGGAUGAGGCAAUGCAACUCUGCUUCCUAACCAAGAGGUGCCAGAAAGCCUAACUAAAGAAACAAACAUUACUGCUUAUUUGUUAUGUGUUGUGUAAAUGACAAACCAGACCUGAAGGCCUGGCUGUAUGGAGCCACCACAUAGCCGAAACAAUUAAGCCUAAUUACACUUUAUAACAGUUACUAGAAUCGUAUUACAGAAAUUAAGAAAUUUCUGAACCCAGUGAAAUUUGUGAAAAGAUGCAUUUUAUGUGUAAAUUGCUAUUGUUAUUGUAUGGAGAUGUAGGCUACCAAUUAAAUGUCCAUACCAGAUGCUUGUGGACAUUGCUUCCGAUUUGAGAUUUGUAAUUCUGCAUCAAGUUAGACACAUAAUGGGACUGUACCGAUCUUCUCUGCUGAUACAGUGCUAUUGUGGAGCAAUGUAAUCUUCCUUGGAUACUGGUCAAUGUUCCAGCUCUUGUAAAUAUGGUUAUGUAAGAUAUAAACAGAAUUAUUCAUGUAUGGCCAGCCCUUAAAAAGUUCUGCCAAAAAAUCACAUAGGAAAGUUUGUUUUUGGCAUAUGUGGUGAUCUCCGGGCUGCCUCACGUCCAUCAUCUCGUAUUGCUGUAGUGCCUUAUCUGUAAAACAGCUUUAAGUACUCUAAUGUAUAGCUUUUAAAAAUGAGAUGUAAAUUUUAUUAAAAUGCCUUUAUCGAA